GCCCGCCCGCCUGCCCGGGGCUCCCGCUCCUCCGCGCCACGGAGCAGCCUCCCCGGCCGACGGCUAGCCCGCCUGAGCCUCCUCCCCAGCGCCGCCGCGCCCUCCCCGUCUCCUCCUCCGCCUCGUCUCCCCGCACGCCGCUCGGGGAGCGGAGCGUCACUCCGGCUGCCGCCGCAGACAUGGCGACGCUGACAGCGGUCCAGCCGCUCACGCUGGACAGAGAUGUUGCAAGAGCAAUUGAAUUAUUGGAGAAACUACAAGAGUCUGGAGAAGUACCAGUACACAAGCUACAAUCCCUAAAGAAAGUACUGCAGAGUGAGUUUUGUACAGCUAUCAGAGAGGUAUAUCAAUAUAUGCAUGAAACCAUAACUGUUAAUGGCUGCCCAGAAUUCCGUGCCAGGGCCACUGCAAAGGCAACAGUUGCUGCUUUUGCAGCAAGUGAAGGCCAUUCACACCCUCGAGUGGUGGAGCUGCCAAAGACUGAUGAAGGUCUUGGCUUUAACGUGAUGGGAGGAAAGGAACAAAACUCUCCUAUAUAUAUUUCUCGUAUCAUUCCUGGAGGGGUGGCAGAAAGACAUGGAGGACUCAAGCGAGGAGACCAGUUGCUUUCUGUUAACGGAGUGAGUGUGGAAGGAGAGCACCAUGAAAAAGCAGUGGAGCUCCUGAAGGCUGCUAACGAUAGCGUCAAGUUGGUCGUGCGCUACACUCCCAAAGUGCUAGAAGAGAUGGAGGCUCGUUUUGAAAAACUGAGGACAGCACGACGCCGGCAACAGCAGCAACUACUAAUUCAGCAGCAGAAUACACAGCAAAAUCAUAUGUCGUAGGUCAUUCUCAAGAAUAAAAUCUAGAUCAAGAAUUCAGUAACCAAGCAAUUGGAGCUGUGCUUCAGUAUUCCAACCUACAGUUAUAAGGAAACAGAGAGAACACAAUAACUGAAUUUAUCAAGAAGUUAUGAAUAAGUGGUGUAAGAAUAAUUUAGUAAGAACCACAACACACCUGGUACCUUCUUUAUCAGGCUUUUCGGUACAGUGCAGUCUCAGAUACAAGAUUUCUAUGACUUUAUUCCUAAUGAGCAAUAUGGUAAGUAAACACUAUGAAAUGUAGAGAAGUUUGGGGAUUCUGAAUAAAUCUUUGUAAGGUCCAAUCUUACACUCCUCAUUCUAACAAAACUCUGGCCUGUUGGUUCACUGAGGUCAGUGAGGAUUUUAUCUAAGAAGGCCAAGAUCAGCUGCUAGUGAAGGUGAAGUCUUUCUCUGCAGUUAUUGCCAGAAAUGAACAACUUGUAGUCCAUCAACCAAACUGCAUCUGUUCAAAAUUUUGCCACAAAUAUAAAACAAACUCUCACAUCACAUUCCAUAACCUCUUUUUACUAUAUAUUGUAGAGUUGUUUUAAUCUGACUUCCAGUUUAUAAUAAUUUUCAAUUUUUUCCCUGAAAAUAGCAAGUUACUAUAUUUAUAAGUAUUCAGUUGUAAAAGCAAUUGGCUUUUUACUCUUGAUGUUUCCAUAUAUUUUAUUAUGCAUCAAUAGAGUGAGGCAUUUUUAGAUCUACUUUAAUUUUAUUAGUAGUAAGGCUAGAGAAUCCUAGAACGUAUUUUUAAAUAUAGGUAUUGCUUAUAUCCACUAUAGCUAUUAUUCUGAAAUCUAUAACUUAAUAUACUGUAUUAUUUAUUCCAUAAAAUAUAUAUUGUCAGAAUGUGCUUGUUACAGAAAUAGGAUCUUUGCUUACCACGAAUUACAAAUGUAGUCAGACAACGUUAGCAAAAGACCAAGCUUUGUUUGGCACGUAUUCAUGUGAUAAAUAGAACCCAGCUAUCUUAGCUUUUCUGUAUUUUUAAAUUUAUUUUGUAUUUCAUUGCUAAUAUAUUUAGGAGGAGAAGAGUAAAUUGUUCCUGGCAUAUUUUCUUGUAAUUCAGUUUGAUCUUAAAGUUUAGAACUUUAUCAAAUCAAAUUGGAAUGUAAAAGCAAAAUAUAUAAGAACCUUUUUAAGUUUACAUUUACUUUUCCAAAGACUAAUGAACAGUCACAGCCAAAGCUGGAAGGCUAAAAAUAUCAUCUACCUUAGAAGUGAAAAAAAAACGUAAUCCUCAAAUCCUGACCAAUUUAUUGUCAUUAAAAAUAUCUUCUAUAUAGAGAAGAAGGAGGCAAAGCAGUGUCAAACGGAGGGAAGUUCUGCAAUUCUUGCAUACUGAAAACUCCAGUUGAUUUCACUUGGAGUUUGGAGACACAAGGAACUCUGAACUAUUCUGAACAAUGCUCUGGUUGCAGCCUUGUAACAAAAAAGCCAAAACAUGUUACAUCUUUUCUUUGCAAAUACUCUCAUCACUGAUUCCCUUCACUUCAGUAUAAGAUCUAAUCAAAUACAGAACAGACAGCCACAGCAGGGGGAAAUUGAUAUACCAUAGUAGCAUAGGUUUAAAAAAAGACUACCUACCGGCCACCAGCUUUGACAGUGUUCCUUUACUAUAAUUAUCUGCUGAAAGUAAUCAUGCUUUUAAAACCAAAUUAUAUUAAAACACCGGAUGAACAAUAUAAUACCUAGAAAUAAUUCCAUCCAGUGGUGGUGGUGACAACAUGAAUUAAACAAUGUAGCUUGAGUGUGCCACCAGAAGUUAAAGAUGGAAUAUUCUUUUAUUAUGUUGUGCAAGGAUUUUGUUUCAGCUUUUUUGUUUCAUUUUUUAACUUAAUAAGAUUGUGAUGUACCUUUUUGAAAUAUCUAUUUUAAAGCUAUAUUUUUAAAAAACAUUAGUAUUGAUAGUAUUGAACUAUUACUGCAUAUGACUGUAUUAUAUCACGACUACUGCUCUGUAAGUUUUCAGAGACCAAAUAUUACACAGUACGAUUAGUGGGACCACUGUAUUACAUUCUGAACUCUCUCCUGAUCCUGCCUACCCCUCAUCACAAUAGCUAGAUUUUAAUGGAAUGGACAGUUAGUAUAGUUAAUUGGAAAAAAAAAUAGAAUGUCAUUAAUGUCUUUAUAUAGAGAAGCAUAUCUAAUUCAUUUGCGUAUGUUAUUGUUCAAUAAAUUAUUUAUACAAAU
Molecule: messenger RNA, 3038 nt
Organism: Dermochelys coriacea (leatherback sea turtle)
Lineage: Eukaryota; Metazoa; Chordata; Testudines; Dermochelyidae
Gene: LIN7A
Product: lin-7 homolog A, crumbs cell polarity complex component
Exons: 6
Coding region: 180-824 (214 amino acids)
Biological process (GO): maintenance of epithelial cell apical/basal polarity; neurotransmitter secretion; protein localization to basolateral plasma membrane
Cellular component (GO): synapse; cell-cell junction; basolateral plasma membrane
Molecular function (GO): L27 domain binding
Source: RefSeq, a predicted model, not a curated record